UUUUGAUACUACCCAUUCGUUGCUACAUCACUUUAGUUAGUGUAAACGGAAUUUAAACUUUCUGUUAGUUAAAUUUUUAUUUCAUAUAGACAUUCCUAUUGUGGGAAUUUGUCAGACAUAGGGCUACUUUUAGGGAUUGGAGAGUACUGCAACGGUUCCCGUGAUGGACGUGACGCGCGCGUGUCGCUGCUGUCUGCGGUGUCCCCCGGACAAGGACCUGACGACGCCGUACACACAUCUCGGCAACACAGAGAUUUAUGCCGACAUGAUCAAACAGUGCUUUGACAUAAAUCUGGCAGGGGGCGGCCCGGGCUCGUGCGGCAUCUGCUCGGCGUGCGUGGGCCGCCUGCGAGACGCGAGCGACUUCAAGCUGCAAGUGCAGCGCAGCCAGGAGGAGCUGCAGGCGCGCUCGCAGGGAGCGAGUGGUGUUAAAGAGGAGGAAUCUACAGUCGAGCCAGAGAAUCCAGAAAUUCAGGAUAGAGAUGGCACCAGGGAGCCUGUAUCGGGGGAAGAGCCCCCGGUCAAGCCGGAGAUGCCGGAAGAUGAUGGGACACCUGAUGAGAUAUUGUAUGACAUGCUCUGGUUAAACAUGGCGGCCGGAGACGAGGCGAGCGACGAGGGGGACCCGCUGUUGGAUGUAGAGCUCCUAAUCAAGCCGGAGCUGGCGGAUGAUGAUGACACAAAUGAUGAGAUGUCACCGGAGGAGCGGGCGGUCAAGUCGGAGGUGUCGGACGAGGCGAGUGACGAGGACUGCGUGUCGGGUGAGUGCUGCGACACCACGAUACUACUGCUCAUAGUACGAUACGAGCCACACUACAUUAUACUUGUACACAUGUACGAUCCAUGUUCAUUAUGGCUCAAAUGGGACUGGGCCGGCCACGUCUAUCGCAUGCCUCCGGAUAGGUGGGCUAACGUAGCCACCAAGUGGAUGUCGACGAAGAAGCGUGGGCGGGGCAGGCCCAGGCGGAGAUGGCGGGACGACUUUGACGCCUUCCUUAACAACUGUCCGGAAGACGCGCUAAAUCGGGAGUUAUGA
Messenger RNA from Cydia strobilella, 1036 nucleotides. RefSeq lists its product as uncharacterized. The record is from RefSeq and is a predicted model, not a curated record. Lineage: Eukaryota; Metazoa; Arthropoda; Insecta; Lepidoptera; Tortricidae. The transcript is spliced from 8 exons. Gene Ontology annotation, molecular function: zinc ion binding. The coding region runs from base 164 to 1036 and encodes 290 amino acids. Gene Ontology annotation, cellular component: nucleus.